CGUAUCGCUCGCACGAUGGAUUGUGAUUGUGACAUGUGGUAUUGAUUUGGUGUGUUUUAUUGUGACGUUGGAAGGAAGCAUGAUGCCUCUCGCACCGACUCCUGUCGUGGCGGUGCCGUCAAAGCCGAAGAUCGGAUUUAGUAUAGACAGUAUCGUGGGUGGUUCGGAGAGGCCCAAGCAUACGUCUCCUCCUUUGGCGAGUCCGGGAUCGCCUUCGCCCGUCGCGUCGCCACGGAGUCCUUCGCCCAGACCUUUGCUACGUCCUAGUGCUUUACCGGCUGUGUUUCCAAGCCCUGAACUAAAGAGAAUACCUUACUUGGACGCUCAGAGUCACCAUCAUCAGUUCUUAGCGCAUUUCCAAGGGGCUGCUUUGGCCGCAGCCCUAGCUCAUCAGCAGCAAGGCUUUGGGGCUCCAUUGCCGCCCCAUCCGCCGCCUCACCCUGCAGCUCCGGUGCCGAGGGAGUCAUAUCAGUUGUACCCGUGGCUGAUAAACAGGCAUGGAAGGAUUUUCCCUCAUAGGUUUCCUGGGGGUCCCGACAUCCCAGGCUUCCUCCUCCAGCCCUUCAGGAAGCCGAAGCGGAUCAGAACCGCCUUCUCACCCUCACAGCUUCUCAAGCUGGAGCACGCCUUCGAGAAGAACCACUACGUAGUCGGUGCUGAGAGGAAACAGUUAGCACAGGCGUUGAGCUUGACUGAAACACAGGUGAAAGUCUGGUUCCAAAACAGAAGAACGAAACACAAAAGAAUGCAGCAAGAAGAAGAAGCUAAAACUGGUACUAAAUCCGGUUCGUCGAGUUCCAAACCAGAAGAUAACCAGUUUAACAACUCCUACGAAGAAGAAGAUGAAGAACUAAUAGACAUGGACAUGGACGAGUUAAGUGAAAGUGAAAAUGAAACGUAAAAUGAACGAAAAGUGAACGUAAGUGACAGGACACUAUAGUAAUAAAGAUUUGAUUGUGAAUUUAAAUUAAAGAAACGCUUCACUACAAUUGACGUAAAACUGUCAAUUUAUUCAGAUGCAUGCAUAAAUUGACAUAUGCAUUACUGUGACAUUUGACAGAUUUGCGUCAAUUUUAGUGAUACGUUUAUUUAAUUUGAAUUCGUGUCCCAGGACGCUAUGAAGUGUAAAUAGUAUUGUAAUUUAGUUAAAAAUAGUAGAUUAUUUUUAUUAUUUAUUUCUCGAUUCGAUUUAAAAGAGUUUGUAUAUUAUGAGUAUGAAAUGAUUUUGAUGUUGGCAAUACUGGAAAAUUGGAUAUAACAUGAAGGUUCUAAGUUGUAAAUUAAUAUUAUAACUUAGGUUAAUAAGUACAUAACUACUUGAGAUGAUUACCUAAGAAUAUGAGCUGCCAAAUUUUUUUUCUUGUAAUUUUCGUAAUUUGUGACAUAAUAUUUAUAACUUAACUAGGCUUAACUUUGCUCAUACUAAAGCUAAGAACUAGACAGAGUUAUACCAAUGACAUAAAUCUGUCU
This is a messenger RNA of Maniola jurtina (meadow brown), 1470 nucleotides long. RefSeq names its product homeotic protein empty spiracles-like. Gene Ontology annotation, biological process: regulation of DNA-templated transcription; brain development; neuron differentiation. Gene Ontology annotation, molecular function: DNA-binding transcription factor activity, RNA polymerase II-specific; DNA binding. Bases 80 to 901 code for a protein of 273 amino acids. The record is from RefSeq and is a predicted model, not a curated record. NCBI's taxonomy places the organism in Eukaryota, Metazoa, Arthropoda, Insecta, Lepidoptera, Nymphalidae. The transcript is spliced from 3 exons.